GAUAUUUCCAAGUUAGUUGUGUAGAAUUAAUAGUAGUACUAUAAAGAUCAAGGUCAAGGUCAACACUUAAUUUACUUUUUUUUUUUUUUGCUUACAUAUAGGGUUUGUCCUUGGAAGUUCUUCCUUUCUUUUCCUCACACUUUCUUGUCAAAUCCCAUUACUUAAAGCCUCUUCCAACAUUUUCAUCUCAAACAAUCAUUCCUAAAAAUACAAUACCAUACUUUUUUUAUUUUUAUAUUUCCUAAAGAAAAAAAUUCUAAUAGAUAUGGAAGGAAAACAACAAGCAUGCAAAUUAGAAAUCACCAUUAUUUCUGGACAAAACAUAAGUGUGGAUGGAAAUUCUAAGACUGAGAGUGAAGAACUAUUUGUUGUCGUUCGUGCCGAGUCUCUCAACUCUUGCACGACGAAAAUGGUGAAGGAAAAUGAAGGUUUACUUUCAUGGAAUGAAAAAUUCAUGUUAGAUAUUCCCCUACCAGCGAAUUCAGUGACAUUUGAAGUACAAUGUUUGAAGUACAAAGGGAUUCGUCCCAUUGGAGUGGCUAGGGUAGCUCUUUCUGAUCUUCUUGAUGACAAUGUUUUGUUACGAAGUUGUGAUCAAACUUUGAGUUAUGGGUUGAGAGAUUGGGAUGGUAGAAAAAAUGGUGUUAUUAAUUUUUCUGUAAGGAGGGUGACACAAGAGGAUAAUUUGUGUUUGGAAAAAGAACAAGGUAAGGACAUGAGAAUGGUGAGUUCAAGUAGAUUUGAGGAUGUGGGGUUUAAGGUGCAGAUAAGAAAAAUUCAAGCCAUGUUGUCAUUGAGAUUUCAAUUUUUGGUGUCUUGUUUCUCUUAGGAUAUUUUCUUUUUCUCUUAUAUUUCUUCGGUUAUAAUGAGUUGAAAUAUAUUACACUCUUUAAUGUGAUUUCUUUGCCAUUCAAAAUAUAUAUAAAAAAAAAACAGGUAAAAAUUGAUAUUUUGUUUUUCA
Messenger RNA from Lathyrus oleraceus (garden pea), 961 nucleotides. RefSeq lists its product as uncharacterized. The record is from RefSeq and is a predicted model, not a curated record. The transcript has a single exon. Lineage: Eukaryota; Viridiplantae; Streptophyta; Magnoliopsida; Fabales; Fabaceae. Bases 266 to 829 code for a protein of 187 amino acids.